Molecule: messenger RNA, 1351 nt
Organism: Tachysurus vachellii
Lineage: Eukaryota; Metazoa; Chordata; Actinopteri; Siluriformes; Bagridae
Gene: tmem178ba
Product: transmembrane protein 178Ba
Exons: 4
Coding region: 207-1076 (289 amino acids)
Cellular component (GO): membrane
Source: RefSeq, a predicted model, not a curated record
GGAAGAGCGGAAGGUUGGAUGUGAUUCACCGGAACCUCGUGCAGACGGUGGAUUAAAACUGAGCAGCCGCUUGUAUAAUAACUCGAAACCGCGUAUUUGCAUGUGCAGAUUAUUUAAUUGUCGGAGUAUGCUGUGGUGGUGUUGAUCUGAUGGAGCUGCUGGUGGUGCUGGGCUGCUGAUGCGGCCUGAGCGGAUACGGUGCUGUGAUGGCGAUGGGUAAAUGGCUGCUGUACGCCGGUCUUGCGCUUUCUUUGCUCGCUUUGUGCUUCCUCACGGUCGCAAUAUCCUCCGAUCACUGGUACGAAACGGACGCCAGGAGGUACAAAGAGCGCUGUCGGGCUUUCUCUAGCCGUCGUACCGACCCGGGCUUCAUCUACAUCCCGAGCCACAGCCUCCCGUUGCGCGAGCCGCGGCCACUGAUGAUGCGCGAGCGGAGGGAGCUGUUCGGUGCGAGCGCGGCAGACGAGUGCAAGCGCCGCUAUAAUUCCACCACCGUGGGUCUAUGGAGUAAAUGCUACCGUCUCGGAUUCGACCGGAACAUCGAGGAGCUCAUUAAAAAAGGAACUAUUGAGAGGUGCUCCUACAUCAAGUACUACUAUGCUUCCUCGACUCUGGUGCAAAAGGAUAUCUCUUAUAAUAUCACCAAGACCAUUCAGCAGGAUGACUGGCAUGCUUUGCAUCUGCGCAGAAUGACGGCGGCCUUCAUGGGCAUGGCUUUGUCCAUCAUCCUGUUUGGCUGGACAAUAGGACUGCUGGGCUGCUGCUGGGAUCAGGGCCUCAUGCACUAUGUUGCUGGCCUGCUUUUCCUCAUGGGAGGUACGUUUUGCAUCAUUGCCCUUUGUACUUGCGUGGCUGGCAUAAAUUUUGAACUUUCCCGCUACCCACGUUACUUAUUCAGCCUUCCGGAUGACAUAAGCCACGGUUACGGCUGGUCCAUGUUCAGCGCCUGGUGUGGUUUGGGACUGACGCUUAUUGCUGGUUUCUUCUGCACUCUGGCACCUUCUAUUCAACCUCCACCACCACCUAGCCGUACUCCCUACCCUAAAUCCCGCAUGGAGAACGGCACAGUGUGCUAAACUACUAUGGAAAGGGCAAGAGACAGGAAAGAAUACACACGUUAACUAUGUGACAUUCUGAACAUUUUGAAGGGAGUGAACACUCCACAUGAUGUAAGCGUCGACAGCCUGUGUGUGGAUCUCUGCUGUAAAAGCAGUUGUACAGACGUAUAAAAGUGGUUGUCUUCACGUGAUCAGAAUAUCGUCGAUGGAGCAGUUUGUGUUCUGUUUGUGUGCAUUGUGCAUUUUUGAUUUGAGAAAAGACUUAACAUUUCACAAGACACAUUCACAAAGAU